AUGGCGGAGCGGGUCCCACCUCCCGGAAACGGCAAGGAUGAGUACUCCGAACCGCAAAAACCUAAUGAAAUGUUCGAACAAACAGCCUCAUCAUCCACAGCUAGGGCAUUAGUACCACCAUCCCAAGAGUUAGUCCCCCACAACCAAUCUCAAUACGCCACCUUCGAGUCCGGCACCUACGUUGUCCAAGUCCCCAAGGAUCAAAUCUACCGCAUCCCUCCACCUGAAAAUGCCACCAUCGUCGAACGCCACCGAGAUCCGUCUAAAAAGAAGAAACCGGUAUGCUGCAACUUCAUCUGUCUCGGCAUCCUUGGUUUCUUUCUCCUAUUCAUCAUUUUGCUCAUCACUGGGCUUUACGUGUCCGUGACCAUGUCGAAAGACCCUAGAUUUUCCGUCCAACGACUCGUCUACAACAACAAAACUAAGUCGCAUCGACCGGACUACACCAUAACGUUGAAGUCUCAAAAUCCGAAUUCCCAAGUGACCGUUCUAUACAAGAAAGGCGGAGACGACGCCUUCCUUAAUCUUAAGACGCAAGAAAUCGCCACAGCUACUUACCCGUCUUUCGAACAAGAUGGUGGAAACUCAAAAGAGUUUGCUUUGAUCUUUCAUGGCUCCAAGAUUAAGUUGCCUAAAGACAUUGAGAAAAGUGGCACGAGUAGCAAACAGAAAGUCCAUGUCAAGUUUUCUCUGAGCAUGGACAUCCCGGGGCGGAUGCGUAGGGGGGCCUUGAAGAAAAGCAUGAUCUUUCAUGUCGAAUGCGAUUUUACGGUGGAUACAUUGGUGAAGGGGACUCGAGUUCUGAACCAAGAAUGUCGUACAAACAGAACAUAG
Molecule: messenger RNA, 834 nt
Organism: Fragaria vesca subsp. vesca
Lineage: Eukaryota; Viridiplantae; Streptophyta; Magnoliopsida; Rosales; Rosaceae
Exons: 1
Coding region: 1-834 (277 amino acids)
Source: RefSeq, a predicted model, not a curated record